Molecule: messenger RNA, 1135 nt
Organism: Triticum dicoccoides
Lineage: Eukaryota; Viridiplantae; Streptophyta; Magnoliopsida; Poales; Poaceae
Product: aluminum-activated malate transporter 9-like
Exons: 4
Coding region: 191-1054 (287 amino acids)
Biological process (GO): malate transport
Source: RefSeq, a predicted model, not a curated record
UGGCUACACCACCUCUUUAUCUACUUGCACUUUAACCUCCCAAUGGGCUAUAUAUACCCUCUGUCCAUCCAUAAGACUCUACACUUCAACAGCUCAACUCAAGCACAAAUACAGCAGCCACAUUGGCAUUAUCUGAGGUUCUCCGUGCAGUCCCUAGAGCUACUGUGUAAAGGACAUCCUCAGUUGGAGAAUGAAUGGCAAGAAGGGUAGUAUAAGGAUAGAUAUUUGCCAGCCACCAAAAAGCGUGGAGCAAGAAAGUGUAAAGAAGCAGAUCAGUGAGAAAGGCCAGUCCCCAAGUAAAAGGCUAUGUGAUGUCUGGGACUUCGCUAGGCAGGACACAAACAGGGUUACCUUUGCACUCAAAGUUGGCCUUGCUUGCCUCCUUGUGUCACUUCUCAUACUCUUUCGUGCGCCCUAUGGCAUCUUUGGGACUAACAUCAUAUGGUCCAUCCUCACUGUUGCUAUUAUGUUCGAGUACACUAUCGGUGCAACAUUCAAUCGUGGAUUCAAUCGAGCUCUUGGAAGUGUACUUGCUGGAGUAUUUGCGAUAGUCAUUAUUCAAGUGGCUAUGUCUUGUGGCCACACUGCAGAACCAUACCUCAUUGGUUUCAGCAUCUUUCUUGUUGGAGCUGCAACAUCCUUUAUGAAGUUAUGGCCAUCACUAAUUCCAUACGAGUAUGGUUUCCGAGUUAUCCUAUUCACCUACUGCUUGAUCAUUGUAUCGGGAUACCGUAUGGGAAACCCCAUCAGGACUGCAAUGGAUAGACUCUGCUCAAUUGCAAUUGGAGCCCUCAUAGCUGUUCUUGUGAAUGUCACCAUUUACCCAAUCUGGGCAGGGGAACAACUACACAUGGAGUUAGUUGCCAAUUUCAGUUCUCUGGCAGACUCGUUAGAAGAGUGCGUCAAAAAGUAUCUAAGCGGCGACGUUUCCGAACAUCCUGAUUUCUCAAAGACAGUCAUGGAUGACUUCCCUGAUGAACCAGCAUUCAGGAAGUGCCGAGCUAUGUUAAAUUCAUCAGCAAAACUUGACUCGCUGGUAAGUAGCCAACCUUAGUUUUGUAUAGUUGAAUUAUUAUUACUCAGGAUCAUACCAGAUAACACUUCACUGGUGAUAUGGUGAAUAUUGUCCAGGCGA